AUGGCGGCCGCAAACGAUUUCCCGUUCCUGGACGACAACAAGCGCUUUCUCGCGUCUCUCGAGUCCGCGGACUUCCUCGGCGAUUUCUCAGCCUACUCAAACGGCGCCUUCCCAGCCAUGACCUUCGACGACAAUCUUGAUCCGUCAACUCUUUCGUCUUUGCCGGACUUGCCGGGCUCGACCAACAUUCUCUCCACCAACUCGCUCAACGGCGAUAGCGCAGCUUCCACCGCUUCUUCCUCCUCCUCGCCCGCCACCUUUCCUUCCAACACCAGCACUAAGAACGGUGCACUUUCGACCGGCAGUAGUGUUUCUGCUCAGCCUUUGAAGAUAUCCGAGAAUGAUAAGCGUAAAGUUGGAAUGGAGUUCAUCUCAGACGAUGAUCUCUCCGAGAACGAGAGCAAGCGACGAGACCGAGGAACCGCAGAUCCUGAGGAAAGGAGAGGACCGGGCAGAAAAUUAGUGACCACGGAACCAUCAAACAAGCGCAAGGCGCAGAACCGCGCUGCACAGCGUGCGUUCCGAGAGCGCAAGGAGAAGCAUCUACACGACCUCGAAGCCCGCGUGGCCGAGCUCGAGAACGACGCUCACUCGAUGUCGACUGAGAACCAAUUUCUCAAGAAGCAAGUUGAUCGUCUACAGGUCGAGCUGCGAGAGUACCGUAAGCGGCAGGCGUCUGUAUCAGCAAAGUCGUCACCCGCUGCGUCGACCUCUUCGAGUGCAAACUAUGCGGCCCCUUUCACGUUCGAGUUCCCUCUGUUUGGAGCCGACCCGCGUCUAGCUAAGCUUGACAAGGGAACCCCGCGGUCGUCUGUCGCUUCACCCGAAAGUGCGCCCGCGAGCGGAGCCGGAAACGUGAUGUCGUCAGCAAACUACUCGCCAGCUACAAACCUGAGCACAAACCUGUCGCCCGCGUGGUCGGCCAACUCGCCGAACCAGUCGCCGUCGUGGAAUGUUGCGGGAGUGCCACACCCGGCGAAACACGAGACCGACUUUUGCGCGCAGUUGUCGAUGGCGUGCGGAAACCGCGAGAACCCGAUCCCGCGGGCGCACUCACAAGGAAUCCUGAGUCCACCCUCGUUUGACACUGACUUGUUUUCCGAGUACCGGGACCCGAUAUUUGGAAACACAGAGGAGGAGUUUCAACUUCCCGAGUUGGUGGACGAGGAGCUGUUUGAGGAGAAAGACAACCGGAGUAGCAGUAGCAGUAGCAGCACCCGCAGCGUGAAGGGCAACGGCGUCGAGAAGGAGAUCCGGAUCAAGAUCGAGAACGACGACGAGGUAGUCCCGGCUGAAAACAAGCCGCUGAUGGGCUGCACUGCGCUGUGGGAUCGUAUCUCGAUGCACCCCAAGUUUGAAGAUCUCGAUAUCGACGGACUGUGCUCUGAGCUGCGGUCGAAGGCCAAGUGUUCAGAGUCUGGUGUUGUCGUUACCGAAGAUGAUUUGAACGACGUGCUCAAGAAGAUUGAGGCGUAG
Molecule: messenger RNA, 1476 nt
Organism: Myxozyma melibiosi
Lineage: Eukaryota; Fungi; Ascomycota; Lipomycetes; Lipomycetales; Lipomycetaceae
Product: transcription factor PAP1-domain-containing protein
Exons: 2
Coding region: 1-1476 (491 amino acids)
Biological process (GO): regulation of DNA-templated transcription
Cellular component (GO): RNA polymerase II transcription regulator complex
Molecular function (GO): DNA-binding transcription activator activity, RNA polymerase II-specific; transcription cis-regulatory region binding
Source: RefSeq, a predicted model, not a curated record